Trichoderma gamsii is the source of this 909-nucleotide messenger RNA. RefSeq lists its product as hypothetical. The transcript has 2 exons. The record is from RefSeq and is a predicted model, not a curated record. NCBI's taxonomy places the organism in Eukaryota, Fungi, Ascomycota, Sordariomycetes, Hypocreales, Hypocreaceae. The coding region runs from base 1 to 909 and encodes 302 amino acids.
AUGGUAUUUGUCAUUUUGAAGCUGGACGGUCCGUUAUUCAGCUUUAGAUUUGCAGAUUUCUCCGGUCUUACAGCUGUCGUGGGCCUCAAUUCGGCAAUUCGCCUUCCCACAGCUGAGACUGUCUUUGGGUUUCUCUUCACAAAACCGUCGAACACGCUUCCCACGUCUGAUGGCCCCCUAGCUUCGCUCAAAGCCGUAUUAUGGCCGCCUCCGGACGUAAUUCCAUGGUUCACUCCACGCGAAGGCCUUUUUUGGAUCGCUGCUAGGCUCAAAGCAACCGCUGUUACUCCGCUGUCGGUGGAUGCAGUAGUUGUCGUCAACACGAAUUCCUCGAUACAGCUCGUUAUCUUUGGCGUAGCAGUUGUCGAUCCCCCUAGUAUGCAAUCCAAGUUCAAAUUUGCGCAUGCAGAGCUGGGCAUUGCCUGUGUCUUUGAUCCGGCUGCUGGUAAAUUCCAGUUGGACGCUCAGCCUUCGCCUCGCAGUUAUGUAUUGCACGAAAGCUGCCACUUGACAGGCGGCAUGGCGCUCUAUGCGUGGGCUGAGACAGGAGACUUUAUUCUCACGCUGGUCGGCUGCCAUCAGGCCUUUGUGGUGCCCACAGCCUAUCCUGUGCCAUCACGUCUCGGUAUAGCAUGGUCUCUGAGUGAUAAUCUGCGUAUCUCGGGCGAAGCCUAUCUUGCCAUGACGGCACGCAUUCUGCGGUUGACGGGGGCGUCUCAGUUUGGCGUCCGACUUACUCUCGACUUGUGGCUCGUCACCAGCCGCAUGGAUGCCGAGAUUGGUGCCCGUCUGAAUGUGUUGGGUCCGCCAAUGGCUGGCAGAGUGCACGUCGACUUUUGGGUCUUUGGUUUCGAUAUUGAGUUUGGCGACCGCAGUGCUGCGCUGACCGAGGGCAUGCUAAUAAACUGA